CGUUCCAAGGACAAAUCGUGCGUUUUUGUCUUGCUUUGUCCUUCUCGCUUUGUACUUCCACAGACAGACACACACUCUCUUCGAGCACUUUUCUCUCGCGAUCACUAAAUCACUAAAUCAACCCACCAACCAUGUCGUCCGUCGCACAGAAGCGCCUCUUCCACGAAUACAAGAACCUCUCGACCAACCCUCCAGAUGGCAUCACCGCUGGUCCCGUCACGGAAGAUGACAUGUUCCACUGGGAAGCCCUGAUUCAAGGUCCGGAGGGCACCCCGUUUGAGGGCGGCGUGUUCGCGGCCGAGUUGAAGUUCCCCAAGGAUUACCCAUUGAGUCCGCCUACGAUGAAGUUCGUUGGCGGUGGGGUUUGGCAUCCCAAUGUCUACCCCAAUGGUACCGUCUGCAUUUCGAUCCUCCACCCUCCGGGUGACGAUCCGAACCACUACGAACACGCCUCGGAACGCUGGUCGCCUAUCCAGAGCGUGGAGAAGAUCCUCAUCUCCGUCAUGAGCAUGCUUGCGGAGCCUAACGACGAGAGUCCCGCCAAUGUCGAGGCGGCUAAGAUGUGGCGUGAUCGGCGGAGUGAGUACGAGCGAAAGGUCCGUGACGAAGUCCGGAAGGGCUUGGGGUUGUAAUAGGUGUUUUCAGGGACUUGGUUUCAUGCUCCUUGCUAUACAAUCGGAUCAAAAACACAGAACGUGAUGGCGGAAGUACAGUGGUUGGCUAAAGUAUAUAAGGUGCGAUUUGUCAUGUCUGCGCAUGUGCAUAAACCGUUCUCUGUGUCUGGGUCAGUGCGUGGCAUAGCUUGUUUGGGUCGCAUUGGAUG
Aspergillus homomorphus CBS 101889 is the source of this 823-nucleotide messenger RNA. Its product is annotated as E2 ubiquitin-conjugating protein UBC7. The record is from RefSeq and is a predicted model, not a curated record. Bases 132 to 632 code for a protein of 166 amino acids. Gene Ontology annotation, cellular component: cytosol; endoplasmic reticulum. NCBI's taxonomy places the organism in Eukaryota, Fungi, Ascomycota, Eurotiomycetes, Eurotiales, Aspergillaceae. The transcript has 2 exons.